This is a messenger RNA of Lodderomyces orthopsilosis Co 90-125, 1302 nucleotides long. Its product is annotated as Pmt6 protein mannosyltransferase. The record is from RefSeq and is a predicted model, not a curated record. Bases 1 to 1302 code for a protein of 433 amino acids. Lineage: Eukaryota; Fungi; Ascomycota; Pichiomycetes; Serinales; Debaryomycetaceae. The transcript has a single exon.
AUGCUUUGUUUAUCAGAUUUACCCUUUCAAGUAGUGCAACAGGUUUUCCUCAACAUUAAUCAACAUCAGGCGUUGGCGCUUGCACCCCUACAUUCCAAAUUAUACUAUGCUGCAAGGGAUAAGUUGUACCAAAACAUCUAUAUUUACGGAGAAUAUAUAUUUAUGGCACCUUGUAACGACCCUUCUCGAUUCAAGUUUCACAAAAAUAUCAACAACUUCAGAACAAACAAGUAUACGGUAAUAUCCAAAUAUGUUCUUUACAAAUAUAUGUCUCAGAUCAGACAGGACGUAAUUAUUAAUCAUUUGAUACUAUACGAGUAUGAUGAGACUCUUAUCGAGCAAGUUUUAGAACACUUCAAAUCAAUUCGGGCUUUUGAAGUAAUUCUGUCUUUUGGGUACAACAGCCAAGGCUAUUAUGCUUACUGUGAAGGAAUGGCCAAGUUCAUGUUCAAUGAUUUGAGAGCGGAGAAUUCAUUCAGUAAUACUGAGUUUAUUCCUUCACCAUUUAAUCCGAAUCUGUUCGAGAUACCAUCAGAUAUUAAAACAUCGCUUAAUUUAUAUGUCAAUUCAGAUUUUGUAAACUGGGAUUUCCUCAAACCAUUCCCAUUUAUAACAAGCUUGACAGUUUUACUUUGUCGUAGAGACAUGCUUACCAAAGACGUAUGGAAUUUGAGGUUGCAUAAGUUGCAUCUCCACCAUUUGAUGAAAGUAGUCGAUUAUACUAUAAGUGAUGUGUUUAAUACCAUUGCACUCCGUGAAUUGACCAUUGCUGGGUAUAUUCAAAUUGGAAAAGUGUUUUCCAAUCAUAAGUUGGACGAAGAGUAUCCCCAACUCGCUCAGCUCUGUUUGAGGCAUGACGGAAAAGAAACUCAGGAGUUUACCAUUCGGGAUCUCCUAAACUUUACACACAUAAAUUUAUCGAUGCUCAUCCUUGCAACUAAAUUUUCCAAUCUGAAAACAGCAAGAGAAAUUAGCUGGUUGUGUUUAUAUUUUCCCAAAGCCUCUGUUAAUUGGUGGUAUGAGCCAAGAAGAUUCCCAAUUGGGGCGUUGGGAAUUGAUAAUUGCAGGGUUGAUUCUGCAUUUACUAAUGACAUAUAUAUGCUAAGUCCACAACUCCCUUUUGGUGUUGUCGGCUAUCAUUUUCCUAAAGUCCGUGUGUUCAAAAGAACCGGAAGGUACAUAGAUACGAGAGUCAAUUUUGCACAGAGACAGUCAUUUGUGUUCUUGAAGAAAUGGUACACGGACCUAGAGUUGGAAACGAUAUAUCGACACUUUAUGAAUGAAAGAGAUAGAUACUUGUAG